AUGGCGCAAGUGUCCAAGUAUGAGAAGGCCAACUGCUUUAAUCGGGUGAAGGGGAACUGCGGUAUGGAUCAUGAAGCUGAGGAUAUAUUCAAGCAAGAUGCCUGUGAAGAAUCUCCAUCCGGUUUACAACCCUGGUCCAAUAAUAUGGGACGACUGGCUAUGCAGGAGAAUUCUGUAGAGCUGAAAUCAGAGUCUGAAGUGAAAAUCACUGAGGGAAAUGGGAGAGAAGGAGAGGAGUCACCUGGGAGCAUUGGAAUAAAUUUACAGAAGAAUGGCAGCUUCUCUCCACCUUCAUUUGGUCAGCACUCCCUUCAAUACAAACAGAAAUGUAUGAAGAAAUCAGCAAGAGCAUUAGAGAACCUGACAGCAGCCUUUUUGCAGUGCAGUUCUUUCCCUGCUACUGGAGUAACACAGACAGAAGCCAUCAAAACUGAUCGACAGCAAGUGGAGAAAGAAAUCCAAAUUCACUCUGGAAAAAAAUGUUGUUUGGAAUGUGGUAAACAAUUCACACACAAAAGUGAUCUUAAUGAGCAUAUGAAGAUUCACACUGGUGUAAAAACAUAUUGUUGUUCUGAAUGUGGUAAGCAUCUCUCAACAAUAAGCCAUCUUCAGAGGCAUAGAAAAAUCCACACAGGAGAAAAACCUUAUUGUUGUCCAGAAUGUGGCAAACAAUUUUCUGACAAACGCAGUUUUCAAAAGCACACACAAAUUCAUAAGGAAGAGAAAAAGCAGUAUGUCUGUUCUGAAUGUGGCAAAGGUUAUACAAGCCAGAGCAGUCUUGAUAUACACACCAAAAUCCAUACUGGAAAAAAAUGUUUGGAAUGUGGCAAACAUUUCACACAAAAAAGUGAUCUUAAUAAGCAUAUGAAGAUUCACACUGGAGAAAAAACAUAUUGUUGUGAUGAAUGUGAAUCAUAUUUCAACUUAUAG
Molecule: messenger RNA, 930 nt
Organism: Polypterus senegalus (gray bichir)
Lineage: Eukaryota; Metazoa; Chordata; Cladistia; Polypteriformes; Polypteridae
Product: oocyte zinc finger protein XlCOF26-like
Exons: 4
Coding region: 1-930 (309 amino acids)
Cellular component (GO): nucleus
Source: RefSeq, a predicted model, not a curated record